Epinephelus moara (kelp grouper) is the source of this 9812-nucleotide messenger RNA. It is a transcript of the gene cacna1ea, whose product is annotated as voltage-dependent R-type calcium channel subunit alpha-1E. Gene Ontology annotation, biological process: chemical synaptic transmission; calcium ion import across plasma membrane. The record is from RefSeq and is a predicted model, not a curated record. The coding region runs from base 104 to 7678 and encodes 2524 amino acids. The transcript is spliced from 48 exons. Gene Ontology annotation, molecular function: high voltage-gated calcium channel activity. Gene Ontology annotation, cellular component: membrane; neuronal cell body; voltage-gated calcium channel complex. Lineage: Eukaryota; Metazoa; Chordata; Actinopteri; Perciformes; Serranidae.
CGGACCUGCCGCCACAUUUUCAUUUUCUAUUGAAAGGUGAACGACAUGGAAAGGAGUUCUCUCUUUUUAGCACUAUGCUGAGAUCCUGGGCAGCCUUCCCACCAUGCUGGAACUGGGCUCCUGUUCGGUCAGCUCUCAGUCUCUGACAGGGGACCACAAUGCUUUGGGGCUACCUAGGGCCUCAUCAGGGCCGGAGUGUCCGGUGGGGGGUCUGGGCAUGGGGGCGAUGUGUGGUAGCAGCACCCCGAGGCACCACAUGCUUCAGUCGUCCCCAACAGACUGUGAGAACUGGCAGAAGCAUCGUGCAGGGCUGGCCGAAAGGUCCAGCCUGUUGUCUGAGUCCCACUCCCUCCUGGAACCCCAAAGUCUCUCAACCAGUUAUGAUGCCCUCUACCUCCCACACAUAUCUGGCAAUGCUCCCCCUUUACAUCCGAACCGUCUCGGCCUCUCUCUUGACGUGGCCUCGACUUUUGAUGUCGGAGGGGGAAUGCUGGGGGUGGAUGGAGAUUUGGCAGUCAGUCCCAAUGUGAUGAAGAGACGUCGGGGCGGCCUGAUUGAGCAGAGGGACAUUGUCAAAGCCCACCAGGCUCAUAAGAUUCACAGCACACCGCAGGCACGACGCAAGGAAUGGGAAAUGGCCCGGUUUGGAGACGACGUGCCGGGCUUGUUGAGCUCAGGGGAUGGAGGGUCCGAGCGCAACCGGAACCGCGAUGGGGCGGCCGUGUCCACAGGUGGCAUCUCCCCAGCCUUCAAGCAGACCAAAGCGCAGCGUGCCCGCACCAUGGCCUUGUACAACCCCAUCCCGGUCAGGGAGAACUGCUUCACCGUCAACAGGUCCCUCUUCAUCUUUGGCGAGGACAACGUGGUCAGGAAGUACGCCAAGAAAAUCAUUGAGUGGCCUCCGUUCGAGUACAUGAUCCUUACCACCAUCAUCGCCAACUGUAUCGUCUUGGCUCUGGAGCAGCACCUUCCUGGAGAGGACAAAACGCCCAUGUCUAAGAGAUUGGAGAAGACAGAGCCCUACUUCAUUGGGAUGUUCUGUUUUGAAGCUGGAAUAAAGAUCAUCGCCUUGGGCUUUGUUUUUCAUAAAGGCUCCUACCUCAGGAACGGAUGGAACGUCAUGGACUUCAUUGUGGUCCUCAGUGGGAUCCUGGCCGCUGCAGGGGCGCAUAUGAACAUCUCAGUGGACCUGAGGACCCUGAGGGCGGUGCGAGUGCUUCGACCCCUUAAACUGGUCUCAGGCAUCCCCAGUCUGCAGAUAGUCCUAAAGUCCAUAAUGAAGGCCAUGGUUCCUCUGCUGCAGAUCGGCCUGCUGCUCUUUUUUGCAAUCCUCAUGUUCGCCAUCAUCGGCCUGGAGUUUUACAGCGGCAAACUGCACUACACCUGCACGCCACAGCCUGGAAUACUGGAAAACGAGACAGUGGACUCCUCUGAGUACGAGGUCCCGUGUGGCGUGCGUCAGUGUCCGGCCAAAUACACCUGCUCCGAUACCUGGAUUGGCCCUAAUGACGGCAUCACUCAGUUUGACAACAUCCUGUUUGCUGUUCUCACUGUCUUCCAGUGCAUCACCAUGGAGGGAUGGACCACUGUACUCUACAAUACCGACGAUGCCUUGGGCCCCAACUGGAACUGGCUCUAUUUCAUCCCUCUCAUCAUCAUCGGCUCUUUCUUUGUCCUGAACCUGGUGCUGGGAGUCCUCUCUGGGGAAUUUGCCAAGGAGAGGGAGAGGGUGGAAAACCGCAGGGCCUUCAUGAAACUGAGACGCCAACAGCAGAUUGAGAGAGAGCUCAACGGCUAUCGGGCCUGGAUCGACAGAGCAGAGGAAGUGAUGCUCGCUGAGGAGAAUAAGAAUUCAGGACCUUCUGCCCUCGACGUGUUGAAGAGAGCCACCACCAUCAAGAGGAGAGGGAUGGAUGCGGUGCAUCGAGGACAACCAGGGGAGGAACAAUAUGGUGACAUCUCCUCUGUGGGCAUCCCCAUGGCUAGAGCAAGUAUCAGGAGUGCCAAACGAGGUCCAACAGCGUAUUUUCGCCGCAAGGAACGUCUCCUGCGCAUCUCCAUUCGCCGUGUGGUAAAGACACACACUUUCUACUGGACAGUGCUGGGCCUCGUAGCUCUCAACACGCUGUGUGUGGCCAUUGUUCACCAUAACCAGCCCCUCUGGCUUUCCAACUUCCUUUACUAUGCAGAGUUCCUGUUUCUUGCUCUGUUUCUGACUGAGAUGUUUCUGAAGAUGUACAGCCUAGGACCGCGUCUCUACUUCCACUCUUCCUUCAACUGUUUCGACUGCAGUGUGAUCGUUGGCAGCAUCUUUGAAGUGCUGUGGGGUUUCUUCAGGCCUGGCACUUCUUUUGGCAUCAGUGUCCUGCGAGCUCUCCGUCUGCUGAGGAUCUUCAAGAUCACCAAGUACUGGGCGUCGCUGAGAAACCUUGUCGUCUCUCUCAUGAACUCCAUGAAGUCCAUCAUCUCCCUCAUCUUCCUCCUGUUCCUCUUCAUCGUUGUCUUUGCACUCCUUGGCAUGCAGCUCUUCGGUGGCAGGUUCAUCUUUGAAGACUACACCCCGACAAACUUUGACACCUUUCCUGCAGCCAUCAUGACCGUCUUUCAGAUCCUGACUGGAGAGGACUGGAACGAGGUGAUGUACAACGGUAUUCGCUCUCAAGGAGGAGUGAAGUCUGGCAUGUGGUCCUCUAUCUACUUUAUAGUGCUCACGCUGUUUGGAAACUACACCCUGCUGAAUGUCUUCUUGGCCAUUGCUGUGGAUAACCUCGCCAACGCACAAGAACUCACCAAGGAUGAAGAGGAGGCAGAGGCAGCGUUCAACCAGAAGCACGCUCUACAGAAGGCGAAGGAGGUCGGACCGGGAAGCCGGAGGAGGCGGCCCUACCUGUACAGGAAAAGAGCCAUCCACCGCAGCCGGCCGAACUACUCCUGCUCCCUGGAGGAGCCCCAGGGCAGCAUCAGGGAGGGCCGCCCACCCCCGCCUCUCAACCCCUCUAACUCUUUCAUGUCCAGGAGAGAGAGAAGAAAAAGGAUGACCAUGUCAGUGUGGGAGCAGAGGACCAGCCAGCUGCGGAGACACCGCCAGAUGUCCAGCCGAGAGAUCCUGUUCAGCAACCCCAGCGAGGAGAAGGACGGGCCCCCUGCUUCAUCCCAGACCCACCAAGGACGUCCCCUGUCACUGCAUCGCAAGGCCAUGGAACACACGCAUACCGGGAGUUUGAAGCACCUGACCGACCCUUUAGCCUCCCCAGUCAAAAAACAGGGCUUAGGCUCUUCCAUGUCUAUGGAUAUGUCUCUUAACGCCGCCCUCUGUGGUGUCAUACCUGAACCACCAUCAGUGCUGGUGCCAGAGCCAUUGGAUCCUACAAACGAGCCCCCUCCUGAUGCUUCUGUAUCUGUGGCCAUACCAGAGCCUCCUGAGUCAGACCCCAUCACUGAAAAAGGAAAACUGGGCAUUAAUCGGAGUCAAAACUCCAUCAGUGAGCGCCGCAGCCCCAGAUUGAAUGGCGAGCGUCAGCACAGGGCAGUAAAGAAGUUCAGACCACCAGAUAACCUUGACACACUGACUCCUGAGAUAGGAGGUCAUGGUGGAAUCAGAGGCAGGAGGGCCCUGCAUCACUGCGACCAUCAGAGCGGUUCCAGAAGUCAGGGGUCGUCACCUGGGAAGGGAAGCCACUUGUCGAGUCGCUCAGUCAGCAGAGAGAGGAGGAGAAAUCCAGGGAAAGUGGGGGACAAGGAGGCAGAGACAACAAAGGAGGAAGAGGUGUCCAAACCUGAUGAGAGCAGACAGGGUGACAGGAGUGAAGGAGGAGACGCUGACCCACCAGACAACCAGAGCCACAGUGACGACCAGUGUCCUCAGAAGCAAGAACAACCUCCUCAGCAAUCAGAGCCGUCACCUCCUGUCAUCCCAGAGAGCAACAAAGAAGAGAAGGAGACGGAGCAGGAGCAGGACAAGUCUCAGCUCAGCUCCAGUGUGAUCAUCGAGGUGCCCAACGUGCAGUCAUCUCUGGAGCUCUCCACGAUCACAGUCAACAGUAAGGACCCUGAAACCUGCAAGUCAGAGAAGGAGGAGGCAGAGGAGACAAAGCCUGUCAACACUGUGACUCCAGACAGCAUGUUCAUUUUCAAACCUGACAACCCGGUGCGUCGAGCGUGUCACUACGUGGUGAACCUCAGGUACUUUGAAAUGUCCAUCCUGCUGGUCAUAGCUGCUAGCAGUAUAGCGCUGGCUGCUGAGGACCCUGUAGCCACUUCCUCUAACUGGAAUAAGGUUCUGAGGUAUUUUGAUUAUGUGUUCACCGGAGUCUUCACAUUUGAAAUGAUUAUAAAGAUGAUUGACCAGGGUCUGAUCCUCCACGAUGGCUCCUACUUCAGAGACCUGUGGAACAUCCUCGACUUCAUCGUCGUGGUGGGAGCGCUGGUGGCCUUCGCCCUCUCCAAUGUGUUGGGAAACAACAAAGGGCGGGACAUUAAGACCAUCAAAUCUCUGAGAGUGCUGCGUGUCCUCAGACCGCUGAAGACCAUCAAGAGACUUCCUAAACUCAAGGCGGUGUUUGACUGUGUGGUGACGUCUCUGAAAAACGUCUUCAACAUCCUGAUUGUCUACAAGCUUUUCAUGUUCAUCUUUGCCGUCAUCGCUGUGCAGCUCUUCAAGGGGAAGUUUUUCUACUGCACAGACAGUUCGAAGGACACAGAGAAGGACUGCCAGGGUUACUACAUCGACUACGGGAAGGACAAGAAAGAGGUGAAGAGAAGAGACUGGAAGAGACAUGACUUUCACUACGACAACGUCAUCUGGGCUCUGCUCACUCUCUUCACUGUUUCCACCGGGGAGGGAUGGCCUCAGGUUCUGCAGCACUCAGUGGAUGUGACAGAGGAAGACAGAGGUCCGAGCCACGGCAACAGGAUGGAGAUGUCUAUCUUCUACGUCAUCUACUUUGUCGUCUUCCCUUUCUUCUUUGUCAACAUCUUUGUGGCCCUCAUCAUCAUCACUUUCCAGGAACAGGGGGAUAAGAUGAUGGAGGAGUGCAGCCUGGAAAAGAAUGAGAGGGCGUGCAUAGACUUUGCCAUCAGUGCUAAACCCCUGACCCGUUACAUGCCCCAGAACCGGCACACGUUCCAGUACCGUCUGUGGCAUUUUGUGGUGUCACCCUCAUUUGAGUACACCGUCCUGGCCAUGAUCGCUCUCAACACCAUUGUACUGAUGAUGAAGUAUUAUUCUGCCCCACCGGCAUACGAGGCCGUACUGAAGCACCUGAACACAGCGUUCACUGUUCUCUUCUCUGUUGAAUGCGUCCUCAAGAUCAUGGCCUUCGGCUUUCUGAACUACUUUCGAGACACGUGGAACAUUUUUGACUUCAUCACAGUUUUGGGAAGCAUCACAGAGAUCGUGGUAGACUUGCAGUUUGUUGAUACGUUCAACAUGAGUUUUUUGAAGCUGUUCCGAGCAGCUCGUCUGAUCAAACUGCUCAGACAAGGCUACACCAUCCGGAUUCUACUGUGGACCUUCGUCCAGUCCUUCAAGGCCUUGCCCUACGUCUGCCUGCUCAUCGCCAUGCUCUUCUUCAUCUACGCCAUCAUUGGCAUGCAGGUGUUUGGGAACAUUAAGCUGAAUGAGGAGACUCACAUUACGCAGCACAACAACUUCAAGACCUUCUCUGGUGCUCUGAUGCUGCUGUUCAGGAGUGCCACAGGGGAGUCAUGGCAGGAGAUCAUGUUGUCGUGUCUGGGGGGACAGAAGUGUGAGACGGACCCCUCGCUUCCCACAGCAGCGACGCCGUCCGACCAGGAGGGGGGCUGUGGCUCUGACUUUGCCUAUUUCUACUUUGUCUCGUUCAUCUUCUUCAGCUCCUUCCUGAUGCUGAACCUGUUUGUGGCUGUGAUCAUGGAUAACUUUGAGUAUCUAACGAGAGACUCGUCCAUCUUGGGUCCUCACCAUCUGGAUGAGUUUGUCCGGAUCUGGGGGGAAUAUGACCGAGCUGCCUGUGGUCGUAUCCAUUACACUGACAUGUAUGAGAUGUUGACCAACAUGUCGCCACCUCUAGGCCUGGGCAAGAAAUGCCCCUCCAAGGUGGCAUAUAAGAGACUAGUCCUGAUGAACAUGCCUGUGGAUGAUGACAUGUCCGUUCACUUCACCUCCACCCUCAUGGCCCUCAUCCGCACCGCCCUGGAGAUCAAGAUAGCCAGAGGAGGGGAGGAUAGAAAUCAGAUGGACCUGGACCUGCAGAAGGAGAUUGGUGUCAUCUGGCCUCAUCUCUCUCAGAAGACACUAGACCUGCUGGUUCCCAUUCACAAAGCCAGUGACAUGACCAUUGGGAAGAUCUAUGCCGCCAUGAUGAUCAUGGACUACUACAAGCAGAGCAAGGCCAAGAAGCUCCGACAGCAACUGGAGGAACAGAAACAUGCUCCCAUGUUCCAGCGUAUGGAUGCCUCCUCUCUGCCACAAGAAAUCCUAUGCAAUGCUAAAUCCCUUUCAUUCCUCAGACACAGUGCCGGAUCUGCUCUCACCAGAGGAGGUUUUGUGGCACUCAGCCCCAUUUCUCCACAAGAGAUGUUCCUGCAGCCACUGUCCCGCUCCAGGGAGGAGAAGGAGGAGGAGGAGGAUGAUGAAUACCGUUCACCCUACCAUCCCUAUCUCCACCCACAUCACCACCAUCAUUUACACACGCUGGUGUCAGAUGUAGUGGAGUACAACAAAGCGAUGCAGCAGGCCAGGCAAGAUGCAACAGUUAUUAAAUCACCUCAGCGGACUGCAUCAAUCAGAGCGUCCUCCAUGCCCCGACUGGCUGUUGAUCCACAGCCUGGGAUGUCAGCAGACAGUAAGCUGAUGAAGCGCUCCUUCUCCACCAUCGGAGACCAGUGUGUGAACGGCCUCUGGCAGGAGCAACACUCUCUGGAGAGAGUCAGUCCUGACGACACAUACAGGCCUCGCCAAAGGAGCUACAGAGGUCCCAGAAUCAACCAUAGAGAAGCAAGCAGUCAUGAGAGAGGGCGAUCUAAGGAACGACGCCACCUACUGUCUCCGGACGUGUCCCGCUGCAACUCUGAGGAGCGCAGCCGCGACCCAUCCUGUGAAAGGAGCAAGUCCCGUUCACCUAGCGAAGGACGCACACACCAGGUGAACACAUCAGGCAGCCCCGUCCACUCAGCCUCAGACUCCGGUACUCCUCGUAAUCGGCGCCAGCUGCCACAGACACCCUCUCGCCCGCGGCCAUACAUCUCCUACUCCCCUCUAGUCUGCCAAGCCCAAAACUCUCCUACACCAGCAGCCUCCUCUGAGGGACAGACCCAGCCUCAGGACGGAGGUGGUGGCUCCACGGAGACCUCAUGGAGGGCUGACAAGGAGGGCGCCCCCCUAACUGCAGGUCAGGAGUCAUCCAGAGGUCAGGUUUCAGGACCGAGUAACCCGUCUCCUCACCGCUACAUCUCAGAGCCCUACCUCCCAUUCCAUGAGGACAUCAGCGGUGGAGAGGCAGGCGACGGGCAGGAGACCCUAACUUUUGAGACUGCCAUGGCAACCAGCCUGGGACGGGCCAACGCCAUAAGCUCCGCCCCUCAGCUCAGACACUCCUGGCAGGUUCCUAACGGGCAUUUCCGGAAGCACUUGGGCCAAGCGAGUCCGGCUGGAGCCAGCGAGCUGCUAAGUGAUACAGAUGAGGAUGACCGCUGCUAAAAACCAGAGAUGAAGAGGACGCACAGAGCAACUGGGCACCUCGGAGAAGCUCCACGUGGCACUACAAGGCUUUAGCUCCUCUGUGGCUCUGAGAACUUGUACUCUCAGUACCAGUAGCAUAACAGACAGGAUUGAACUCCACUGCUGUUUGUCUGGAUACUUGGGUGUCUGUCCGAGACGUGCUUUUGUGUGUAUGUUGUAGCUGGAGGGAUGCUGUGUGUUUGUUUGUGUGUGCGUGUGUGUGUGUGUGCUCUCAAUAGAGAAAACUUGCCAAAUCAAGAGAACAGCAGAGACUCACUAUACUAUACGUAGAUCACUGCAGGCAAACCCAAGCAUUGCCAAGGCUUCCCACACAAGUUAAUGUAUUGAUUGUUAUUUGAACAAAAUACAGUGAGACGUUGAUCUAAGGCGUCCGAACCUCUGUUUGAAUCCAAGAAAACCGAUCUAAGUGCGUUUGUGUAGGUGAACAUAGAGGUAGCAUGUACAAAUGUAAUACGAUGAAUGUAUUAUAGCUUUUGGUUCUUACGUUCAGGUCAUUUGAGAGGGUUGCUGUUCAUCUUGACUGUGCAUAGUUGUAAGAGUAGCAAUGAAACAGGCUGAUUCAGUCAGGUUUUGCCGGUUUGUAACUGGCAACCAGCCACUUCACACAGUUCCUGUUUACAACAAGAGUAUCCACAUGGUUCAUGGGCAUUAUACAGUCAUUUAUCAAUAGGUAGUCAAUACAGGUAAUCAUGUUCCAGACCUUUAAGUGAGCAGAACUUGUAGUAAUGGUUAUUUUUCUGUCCUUAUGUGAAAACAAUGACAAUGUACCUUCAGCUGGAGCAGCCCCGUGCAGGUUUUGUUGACACUGUGGUGUGAAAAUGUUGCUCAAGAUGACAGAUUACAGAGUAAGAGAUGUUUUGUCUCAGGAUACUGGACCACUGAAUUUGUAAUAUAUUACAUUCUGAAAUCUCUUGGAUCCAAAAUGAAGACGUGUGAGGAUCCAAAGUGUCUCCUACAGGCCAGUCAGCAUGAUAUCAACAUGAUGACAUCAUCGUGAGGACGAGACCAGAGGAGAUUUCACACAGGCCCAGUUGUCUGCAUCUACUGUCCAUGGACUGUAACAGCUUUGGCCUGAGGUACAACCAUCUGUCGGACAGACAGCCUGCGUGGAGGCAAAUGGAUGCUCGUUUUUCACGUCUCUGUGCUGGAUAACCGCUGUCAAUGUUGAGUCAGAGAUGUGACUAAAGCCAUUUUCUCUUGGCUCAUAGAGCCAGGGACGUGUCUUCUUCAGGAUGUGUUGCCUUCUUUCAUGUGACGAUGCGAAACUAACGUUCUUUCUACAUGUGAUGCAACAUGGAUGCUUUUACAAAAGAGGAAUCAAAGGCACAGUAUGGUUUGUCUGUGUGUUAGUUGCCACUUUGUUUAUGUUACAUUUGGUUUGGUCGGUAGAAACAAACAUUACGGUAUUUCCCGUGCUCCAGAGUUAUAGUAUUUUCCACAUGCAUGAUCAUGGUGAGACGUGUAAGAGAGACGUGUCUUAGAGCUGCCUGAUUGUUCUUAUUUUAAUGUGCUCAUGAUAUUAAAUAGGAUUUUAACCACUUUACCAACAGAGUUAUGAUGAACAGCAGGCAGAGAAAUGUUUUUUUCAGUCGCAGCAUCCACUGUCCAUAUCUUUGAACAUUCCAACUAUUUGUUGUUUCCCCUAAAUAAGAUGUAUAUUUAUAUCAUGUGCUGUUGUGUUAAUGUAAUAUGUUGAGUUUGACAUGUUUCUGAAAUGUGAACACAGGACUUAUCUGGUCUGAGGAUCCAAAUGCCAGAAGAGGCCCCCUGCUGGAGUCCCAGACAGAAAGUCCUGAACUGAAAAAGAUGUAUUUUAGCAGAGCAACCUCCUCUGAAGUGUGUCGACUACAAGGCUGGAUUCAUACAGUACACAGGUUAGGUUAAGGCUUCAGCCUGUAGUUUAUAGGACCAUGCUUAACAUGUACAGUGCAGCCUAGGACUUAACCUUGAUGUCCAUCUCUGUACAGAACAACCUAAUCUGUGCCUGGGGAAGCUCGCACAAAGACUUCCCUAUCAAGCCUGGAUUUCAUAGAUAGAGAAGCUUUCUGGUAAAUAUGUAGUAUAAACUGUACAAAAUAAAUUCAUGUUUAAU